Messenger RNA from Cephus cinctus (wheat stem sawfly), 1191 nucleotides. Its product is annotated as DNA-binding protein Ets97D-like. Gene Ontology annotation, cellular component: nucleus. The record is from RefSeq and is a predicted model, not a curated record. Gene Ontology annotation, biological process: regulation of transcription by RNA polymerase II; cell differentiation. The transcript is spliced from 3 exons. Gene Ontology annotation, molecular function: DNA-binding transcription factor activity, RNA polymerase II-specific; sequence-specific DNA binding. The annotation marks the transcript as partial. Lineage: Eukaryota; Metazoa; Arthropoda; Insecta; Hymenoptera; Cephidae.
AUUGUGGAUGCACAGUACAACAAGGACAAGGAGCGUUCAAAAAUACGAGCAGAUCCAAAAGAUUGGUCUCAAGCACACAUGAAGCAUUGGCUCCAGUGGGCAGCCGGAAAAUUCAAUUUAUUGUUAGUCUCCUUGCGACUGGAAGACUGGAAUAUCACUAGUGCUCAGUUAUGUAAUUCAACGCUCGAAGAACUUAGUUCGAAAAUACAUGUUAAUCCAGGUGACAUUUUCUUCGCAUAACUAAAAGUGCUACAAGACUCCAAAUUUUUGGGUAGCUAUGUAUAAAAAGGUCCACCUGCAGGAGCCAAGCACAUUGUCAAAGAGAACGAGCCCACUAAAAUCCCCAACCAGAAAUCACCAAAGGCUUUAAAUAUCAGUCAGCAGCCAAGACUCGUUAGUGAACCACUAAUUGAGGUUGAAUCCUCCCAAAUCUCGAUAGCUACCUCCAAUAGAACAGCGAACAGUGGGCAGUUAAAGUUGUGACAGUUCUUACUGGAAUUGCUGGCCGAUGCUGAACACAGGACUGCUAUUCAGUAGGUUGGAACUGAGGGUGAGUUCAAGUUUAAUCAACCGGAAGCUGUGGCGCAACUUUGGGGCGCGCGUAAGAGCAACCCUUCGAAGACGUAUGGUAAAUUUAGUAGAUCGUUUCGGUACUAUUACGAUAAAGAAAUAAUUUCGAAAGUUCACGGAGAAAGAUCGGUAUAUAAAUUCGUUUGCGAUUUAAAACAGCUAUGGGGAUAUUCAACUGUGGAAUUGAGUUAUUUAUUCGAGGAGGGUUAAACAUAUUUCCUCACCCUCAGAGACAGGUCAGAGAGAAAUAGGAAUAAAGAAACAAAUAUAGGCCGCUUCUCUGACAAUCCUUUCCUACAAUACCGACGUUCAUAUCAGACGAUUGUAACUGACGCACAUUGAAACUGUUGUACCUGUCACAGAUAAUUUAAGAAAUUUUUGUUAUUUUAUUUUACCAUUUAAUCCUGCGUCGCCUAAGUUCUUCAAGACACCAGCCCCUAGCACUUACCUACAUCCCAUUUCGUACACUCAUAAGGAGCGUACAAAAUUGCAAUAUCGACAAAUGUUACAGUAUAUCAUCAUCAAUAUACACAUAGUAUGUAUAUUGAUGAGUGUCUUGGCGGAUGAAUUAUAUUGCAUGAUGUUUAAAUAGUCAAAACGAAUAAAUUCACUUACAAUUAA